CUUGUCAAUUUGUUAUUGUACUUUAUAUUGAUUGAUCACUUUUUAUUAAUUCGUUUUGAUCAUCGAUAUUUGUAUAUAGAUUUAGUUUCAAUGAUUCGUGAAGAUAUAUAUAAUUAUGAUAUUGAUUUACGCUAAGUUACGACCCUGUAAAUAAUUUUAAAAACUAUUUUUUUAAGUUUUUCUUGCAUUCAUGUGUUUGUUAUAUUAAGUAUCGUGUAUCUUCUCUCUGAUAAUUAAGAAUCAUCGUGAGGUUUUGUUAUCUCCGCGACAGCAAAGUGUUUUUCAAAGUUUUUUAUAUUCAAUAACUAAAUCAUAACCUGAUCUGGUCUAAUGACUGUCAAAAUGGAGAAAGAAUAUGAUUGUAACUUCUACACGUCUCUAAAGACUAGAUCGAAGCAAGCCUGUGAGUUCUGCGAUCAGGAGUUUACUGACGGAUACAGCUACCUCGUCCACAACGCAUCACAUAUCAUAAUACCUCUUAUAAGACAAACCCUGUACUGUUGUGAUACUUGUAAAUUUUACUUUACAACAACGAAUGAUUUCACCGAGCACACCAACAGACAUGUCGGAAUUAAAGACGAAAAGAACAUAGAACUAGAUCUAGCAAAAGUAAAAUUAGAAAAAUCCCCAGAGUUGGUGGAACCGCUGGAGCUGAAACAGGAAUCUCUUGAUAUAGACAUGGACUCGCUUUGUUCAAGCCAUCAUUACAUUGAGGAGGCGUUCUGUGUGGACGUUCGUACGGAGGAUAAAAUAAAAUUUGAAGAUGACUUUGAUUCGGAAUCAUUGAAAAAAUUUACUCAUGUGAAAGCUGAAUUGUAUUCUGAAUGUUGUUACGGUGGAGACGGAAUGUAUGGAGACAGGCAGCAACCAGCAAACGGUGGGGGCUGUGAGGAACCUGCUGCUGUAUGUGGAGUUGAUGACUCUGUUUUGACGAGUGUUCUAACUUCUGAUGAAUGUAGAAGUGUACAUUACAGUGAAUUAAAGAGCACCGGUCUGUCCAUAUGUAGACUCUGUGGUCUGAAGUUGCCCGAUAGGUUCCGUCUCGUGCUCCACGAAACUAAACACCUGAGGCUUGUAAAGCGGAGGAACACGUUUCUGGUGUGCGUUUACUGCGACAGAUACAUAGCGGGGAACUACCGCAACAUGGACAGACACCUCACCAGGGAACACACCAGCCGGCCCAGGAAGAAACACAUCCUGCACAAGUGUAAGGAAUGCCAUCUGCCGUACACGAAGUACCGGAGACACGUCAUGAAUUACCAUCAGAGGGAACGGUGCUCCUGGGAGCGGCUCGAGGAGGGGUCGGUGGAGCGUCGGGGCGGCUGUGGCGUCGGGGCAAGCGGAGAUAACGUAAAGGCGUCCGGCGUCUGCUGCAGAGACGGCAACUCGCACGACGCGUGCGCCCUCACAGGGACGAGGGAGGGGGGCGGCGUCAAACAUAAGACGUCGAGGAGACAGAAGAAGAUGAAGAAGAAGAAGAGCCUCACCAACGUAGAGAGAUUGAGGAACAUACAGCAGAGAUUGAGGAAGAUCAAUAAACUGAGUAAAUAUUGUGACGACUUUUAUUACAUCGACCGACGCUUGAAGUAGUAUGGUUUAUAAGUAUUUCUAACUAGCCGUGCCCGCGAC
Messenger RNA from Danaus plexippus (monarch butterfly), 1629 nucleotides. RefSeq lists its product as uncharacterized. The coding region runs from base 331 to 1590 and encodes 419 amino acids. NCBI's taxonomy places the organism in Eukaryota, Metazoa, Arthropoda, Insecta, Lepidoptera, Nymphalidae. The record is from RefSeq and is a predicted model, not a curated record. Gene Ontology annotation, molecular function: DNA binding. The transcript has 3 exons.